This is a messenger RNA of Botrytis porri, 417 nucleotides long. RefSeq lists its product as uncharacterized. The coding region runs from base 1 to 417 and encodes 138 amino acids. NCBI's taxonomy places the organism in Eukaryota, Fungi, Ascomycota, Leotiomycetes, Helotiales, Sclerotiniaceae. The record is from RefSeq and is a predicted model, not a curated record. The transcript has 2 exons.
AUGGAAUCCGAAAGAUUGUUUUCGUAUCUGAAGAAAAAGGUGAAAGGAGAACACUACGAAAUGGGAAAGCACAUGGCACCUACACCGCAGCGUCUACCUCCCAAAUCCCCAAGUUUACGAGUCCCUCGCCAUAUGUCAGAAGUAAAUGUUUUGAAACGUACAAAGAACUUUUUCCAACCGCUGAUUAAGGGGGAAAGGGGACCUCGUGGGACCGGGCCAGGCACGGGCAGAAAUUGGUUGCAGUGGGGAAUACAUGGGUUGGUACCUUUUGGUUGGAAAGAUACGGGAGUGGGAGAGGAUUGGGAGGAAGAUGGGGGUGAGGAAUGGAAUCAUGAGUUUAUAGGGCCGAGAGUGGAGUUUUUAGUUGAGGAUGGGAAGGAUAGGAAUAGGGCGACGAGGGAUAUCUUUUUGGUUUGA